This is a messenger RNA of Ilex paraguariensis (yerba mate), 549 nucleotides long. Lineage: Eukaryota; Viridiplantae; Streptophyta; Magnoliopsida; Aquifoliales; Aquifoliaceae. The record is from the annotation of a GenBank genome assembly.
AUGGAGGUCGAUGAAUCGGGCAAGAGCUCAGCAUGGAGUAGAGAGCAGGACAAGGCAUUUGAGAAUGCCUUGGCAACUUACCCCGAGGAUUCUUCAGAUUUCUGGGAGAAAAUUGCUGCUGAUGUUCCAGGGAAAUCUGUGGAAGAGAUUAAAUAUCACUAUGAGCUCUUAGUUGGUGAUGUUGACCAAAUCGAGGCUGGGUGUGUGCCUCUGCCUUACUAUGAUUCUUCUUCAGAUGGUUCGACGACUCACGUUGGUGAUGAAGGAAGUGGCAAGAAGAGUGGCGAUUUUGGGAACUUCAAUAGUGAUACUAAUCAUGCUGGCAAGACUUCAAGGUCAGAUCAAGAGCGCCGCAAAGGUAUAGCUUGGACAGAGGAUGAGCACAGUCGACUAGCAUCUAGACUACUAGAUGCUGUUCCAGUGCAUCAGUUUUUCUACAGUGCUGCUGAAUCAGUCAAGCCUUUAUAUGGGACUGGAUGUUCUUCAUGCCAGGUUGCCUCCAUGAAGUCCCGAAUGCUCAAGGCUUGUAUCCACUCUUCUGUUUUUUAA